This is a messenger RNA of Xylona heveae TC161, 795 nucleotides long. RefSeq lists its product as hypothetical. Lineage: Eukaryota; Fungi; Ascomycota; Xylonomycetes; Xylonales; Xylonaceae. The coding region runs from base 1 to 795 and encodes 264 amino acids. The record is from RefSeq and is a predicted model, not a curated record. The transcript is spliced from 2 exons.
AUGAUGGACCAGUGGAGUGCAAAGUACCUAAAAGACUGGCAAGAUGACUUUGCUGGCGAGCCCGACCUCGUCGAAGAUCUCCACAUCCAACGCAACCUCCUAGAAGCCUUAGAAGGACUCUAUCCCUCUGACUCAUCUAGCCAGCAACGUGCUGCAUCAUCAAUUGCCACAUUCGUCAAAUCAAAAUCAGAUCCAGAGGAAUCCUUGAUCUUAUUUCAAGCUAUCUUACUUGAUGCUGCCACUACUUCCCCCCUUCAACCACCUGAUCUGGCACAGGUAGUCGUCUCGUUCACUUCACAACUCCCUGGUCAAGCAUCGAAAAAGUUUUAUUAUGAAAUAGCAUGUAGUGUACGAGAAAAGUUCAAUGGGCCGGAGAAGCACAAUAACAACGAGAAAGAAAAAACCAAAUCAAUCCAAGCCUGGAUUCGUCUCAAUGCCUUUGUUGCAUAUCUCACUCAACUACAUGCAUGUUCUCUUGAAAGCUAUGGUCUGUGGACGUUCUAUAGAGUGUUUGACGAGGAAAACGAGAGAUUGAGACGCGAGGAACUAGACUACCAUGUUCCAGCUGCUGAGGCAUGGGUACAAAUCAUGGGAGAGGAACUUUACCAAUGGACGAAAUUGGAUAUUGAUCGAGAGAAUAAGAAAGACAAUCAAGCUUUGGUUGAUCGGGUAAGGUGGGAUCGAUGGAAGCAUGGCUUUGCAGACUGUGCAAGACUGGAAGGUCUGAGAACAGAAACAAAGCUAGCAGCAGAAAGUGCAUGGCGCUGUAUGAACAACCUGGAAAGUAACAUGUGA